Owenia fusiformis is the source of this 9806-nucleotide messenger RNA. NCBI's taxonomy places the organism in Eukaryota, Metazoa, Annelida, Polychaeta, Sabellida, Oweniidae. The record is from the annotation of a GenBank genome assembly.
AUGACGAAUUUACCGACGGGGUACAACUUUGAAAGGCGCAGAUCGACCAUCUUUUUUCCAGAGCCCAUACCUCUGGUAUUUUCCGGAUCUAGGCGUAACUCGGAAAUUUAUGCGGCUCCACCGCAGACAACCGAGUCAACUUAUAGGGAGAACCUGGAGGCUGGUAGGAUGAUGUCCGACUUCCUAUGUAUUGGGGACUACAUCUGCCUCUAUUGCGAAGAGACCGAGGGAUACGUCUAUAACUGCCAGUCCAGCACAUCACACAAUGUCAUUCACAUCAACCAAUGGCAGGAGAGGGAAAAGCCAACUGGUAUCCCCAAUCCCCAAGCCGUCACAUUCCAACUAUGUAUACAGAACAGAUACAAACUCAACAAGAAAUACCGCAAGUGGCUCCCGUACAACCCAGAUGAAAUAGACAUUGAACAGAAAACUUCUAUUCAACAGGCAAAGCUAGCAGCUGAUGCAGAAAAUGAUGAUAAUGUUGCAGAACAAAAAAGACAACAAGGAAAGAAGGUCCGCUAUGGAGAGGUUGUUCAGUUGCGGCAUGUCUUCACUGGUAAAUAUAUCCACAUCAGUACAACACAGACCAGUAGGAGGGACAAGAAUAACAUGAUGAUAUUUUUGCAAGAUUUCAAUGCAAAACACGCACAAUUCCGGAUUCUUCCACGCUACAAGGUGAAGUCUGAGGGGGAGGUGGUCCAGAUAUAUGAUCAGAUCAUCCUAGAGAGCAUUAAAUCACCUGGACAGUUCUUCCACGCUAGUGAUGCUUUCAGAAUAGACAAUUUCUGCACUGGAGCCGAAUUGAAUCUAGGAGUCCUUCCAUCGGGUUACACAGUAAUCAAGAGCUACAGACCAACUGAGGGCCAGGAAACUGUUGUCAAGGCUGGUUCUGUACUGAGAUUGUUCCAUAAGGAGCUAGAAGCCUACCUGGUAGCAGAGGGACUCUUUGAUGAUGAAAUCACAGAAGAUGUUCACCUGCGCAUCAGAGAGGUUGACCAGCUAGUUCCAAAGACCCUGUACCCAUCAACCUCUGGUAUUACAUACUGGCAGAUAGAGGCAGAACAAAGCAUACUGAAUGGUGAGGUUGUAAAAUGGGAACAGCAAGUGAGAUUCCGUCAUAUGCCAACCAGGCAGUAUUUGUGUAUUACACCAGAUCUACGGGUCUCCCUUACACCAGACUCAAGGGACCCAAAUACAGUGUUCAGGCUGCACCCUAUCAUGAAGGAAUCGGAUGCUAUUCAUUUUGAGAACUACACCCGUAUAGAGCAUGUCCUUAGUGGACAUUGGCUGCAUGCAUUGAAAGACCAACAAUAUGAAAGACGUAGUUUACUUGAGGCAGAUGGAGAGAAUGAUAUGAAAGGUCUGAAGUGGGAUGGGGCAGACCUCAGACAGAUAUCUGCCAGUGGGGAGAAGAUGUAUGAUGAUGCCUACACCCUGCAAAUAGUUGAACCCCAACACUUGAGGAACUUCAACUUUGUGGCAGGCUCAGUUCCCUUCCUGUUAAACUUCAUACAAGAGAGAGAAGAUGGAAAGACAUUGAACGCCAGUAAGACGCACAGUAUCUGCACAGCUCUAAAGGAACUCAAAGACUUUAUGAUCGUAGGGGGAGAAGCAAAGAAAGAGAGACAGAAACUUAUGCGAAACCUAAGAAUCAUUGAUCUGUUGGUGAAGCUUCUGAAGACAGACCUCCGUACAGCUCAUGAUCAAGGUCACCUGACCCGGGUAUUCAAAGAAGGCUAUGACGUACUGUACUCUUACAUGAUUGGUCGAAGCAGAAAGAACGCCCUCUAUUUUGCAAAGUACAUUGACUUUUUCCAAACACAGAUUAGUCAAAAGGGAGAACUAGGCCUAAAUGUUGCUCAGAUGAUUGUGGAGCUGAUCCGUGACAACAGGAAGAUCGUUGAUCGUAUCACUAGGCAACAAAUAGAUGAGUUCAUUACACUGCUUAGUGAAAACAAGAACUACCGCUACCUGGACCUUUUGAUGGUUCUAUGUGUGUGUGAUGGUGUUGCUAUACCUGACAAUCAAACAUAUAUCACAGACCAGCUUAUACGCAAGAAUAGGAAAGGCAUAUAUCUGACAGACAGGGGGCAGAAUAUCAAUGGACAACCAAACAUCAUAUAUGUAUCAUCUGAUGAUGGCAAAAACUGGACAGCUCUUCAUGAAUUUGUUGACAAAGAAUACUACACAUAUGAUGAGGAGAAAAGUUUGUUCUACCAACACCAGAUGGAUCUGUUUAUCAACUUGUGCUACGGCAGAUGUGCAUUUGCAAUUCAUGUGAUUACCCGUGAAACUGGUGACCUGACCUGGGACGAGGCAUUCCUCUGUUUGCGCUCAAAUCUGCUCCCUGAUUGGAUAAGAGCUAAAUACUGUGAGAUGAUAAUCGCAAUGUUCAUUGAUGUUGGGACGAACUAUUCAGUGCUAGAUCACACCAACUUGUCAUUUGUCUAUGAGGAUAUUAACAUAUUUGGGCAGAACAACGGGGAAAUGGAUUUUGCUAUCAAGGACCUGGUGACAUUGUUUCCAGUGCUGAGAGACUGGAUUGCAGACUUUCUCAAUGAGAACAAAGAAAUGACUGCAAGCAAGAUUGGAACAAACAUGCUGAUACAACAGGUCCUGCGACUAUUCCACUUUCUCCUGAAGUUUGGCUACUAUGCUCAAGAUGAGAUCCGCAUUGUUCUGAAGGCAGUGAUCAACCUUCUCUGUGGCAAGAAUGAUAAACCAUUCCCUCAGGAGACUGAGAAAGGAUUCUCCAAGGAGUCACAGAAGAUGGUCACCAUGUACAGAAAUAAAGAACGAUUUGAAAAAAGUCCCGAGACUAAAGCUGUCGUUGAUGCCAAAUACCAAGCCAUGGAGGUUCUGGACUUGCUGCUCAGUCUACAGUUCAAUACACGCUUGGAGAAGUUCAUUGGGAAGUUUAAACAUGCAGAGACGACAGCAGGUGAGAAGAAGAAGCGAAGGAGUGUUCUCUGUCCAUUACUCUAUGAUGUGUAUGAUGCUACAGAUACUGCAAGCAAGGCUUUAAAGAAACAAAAGAAGCAGCUAAAGGAACUGAGGGAAAUGUUUGAUGGUGCUGCAUUCUUUGAAACAGAACAUGUUACUGCAAUACUCAUGGACCUGUCAAACUACAAAUAUGACAAAAUGGUCACCAAAUCUCUUACACUGCUCAACAAAUAUUACUCAUCCAAGAUGCACCUAUUUGAGGUGGCUUCAACUGCACAGGUGCUAAACACUCCAGACUCUUGCAAUGUUCAUCGCGAGGCUCAGAAAAGUCUGCCAACAUUACGACGUAUGACCAAGUCUAAACUGACAGUCGAGCAGGUCAGGAUUGUAGGAGAGAUACUAGACAGACUCAUUGAGUUUUGCCAUUUGCCCAAAGACCCUGAGGAACGUCACCCUAUGAACCAGAAUGUAUUGAUCAACCAUGGUGUACUACAAGUCGUCUUUGAGAUACUCUCCCAGGAGAUGGACUCUAAACUAUUGGAACAGUACAGAGGUAUCCGAGACAUCAUGAAGAAAUGUUUGAUGCUACUCAAGGCCAUUGCUAAGGGCAACGAUGCAGUUCAGAUGCAGAUCUUUGAGAGGCUGGACACUCUGCUAGGACUACAAGGAAUAGAGUCAGCACUGGCUAUUGCUCUAAAAGAGGCAUUCAAGGGCAACCAGUCAACCUGUAUGAAAAUCAGUGCUAACCAAGUGGAGAGGAUGGUAUGCAAAGUGGCAGAGCAUAAAGAGAGAGCCCCUGAGUUCUUGGACCUGAUCUGUGGCAUAGUCAAGGUUGAAGGCCUCGACCUGACCCUGAAGAGAAACCAGGGCUAUACUAUGAAAUAUGUUAUGCAGUAUUAUACCAAGGUUGCCUAUGUGCUGGACCAACCAAGAGCAUUCAGGGAGAGGAUAUUAACAGGUCAGAUGCCAGACCAUGUGGAAUACUUGACUAACUUGAUAGACCUUUUCUCUAUAUGUGCUGAGGGAGAGAAUAGGUACAUAGAGUCAAUGUGUCAGACUGUCAUGUCUAUAGAGGAGAUUACAUGGACAUUGAACCACCCAGACAUAGACCGCAACCUAAAGAGGCCCUACUUGCGCUUUCUACUCUAUGUCUACAUGCGUACAGCUGGGACCAUAAUAGAGAGUGGGGCAGGGGACCUUCCACAUGACAACAACAUCUGGCAGUACAUAGCAACCCUUAUAUAUGAAUUCAAUGAGGUAACAGAGUAUAUUAGUGAAACCCCAGCUGAAGUUGUGACUGAGCAACUGAAGAAGCCACCAUUGAAGAGUGGAGUAGCUGAAGUGGACAACAGAGAACAGGAGAUGUGCCACACCAUGCACUACCUCAUAGAUGCAGUCAUACCAUUCUUACAGACAUUCUAUGGCAGCUUCUACAGCCCAGAUAAAGAGGUCUACCCCAAAGAGAUUGAACUAUCAGAGGCCCUGUCCAAGGCACUAGGGUCUGCCUGUGAUGCAAUGUCUCCUUUCUCAACCAACACAAACUACUUGAAGACCAUGGUAGUAGGCAUCAAUGCAUUUGCAACAGUAUGCAAAGUACAGAUCAGUAUUGUAGAACGAGUUGUUGAUAAUCUACGGUCAGCCACCAGGAUAAAAGCCAAGCAAACAUCAUCCAAUCAGGGAAACAUGGCCUAUUAUGCAGAAGAAUUGGAACUGAACGCCAAAUUCCGAACAUUCUCUGGGAACUGUAGUACCUUAUUUGGAGGUCACAACACAGUGGCAGCGCAACUCAAAAUUAAAUCAAAACGAGAGUACACUGAUCUUGGUGGGGAUGAAGAGCUCCCUCUAGGGGAAGAGUUCCAGAGUAUGCUCAGAUGCUUCAUCAAGCCACAUGAGAAGAAAGCUUCAAAAAAGUUUGAAAUGGCUGAAAAGCUCAUCAAUCAGUUAGCGAUUUCUGCUCAGAACAACAAGCUGCCAGAGAGUCAACGUAGAGACCAGGAAGAACUGGACAUUAAAUGUCUGCAGUUGUUGCGUGCUAUGAUACACAAUGAGGAGAGGAAGCUGCCUGAAGAUUGGGAAGAAAAUCCAUCACUUGCCUUCAAUAAACGUCAGUUGAUGUUCAUCCGCUCAGUGCAAUCACUACUUAAUGGCAGGGGUGCCCUGAUUCAAGUGCUACCCCAUCUUGCACGGAAGAAUGACCGCAUCGUCAGAGAAGUCCUCUGCUUUGUCUCAAUCAUGCUGUUCAAUGCUAAUGCUGAAGCACAGGGCAAUUUGCUGAAAUAUUUCUUUAGCACCCGUGAGGAAGUGUUCUUUGCAGCAAUAAGGAAUAGAAUGCAAUUAAGUGUAGUUGCUUUGAAAGAAAGGCGUUCUCUUGCUGCCCAAUCUGAGGCUAGAGCCAAGGAGCUGGCAUCACACACUAAGCCUCUUGGGAAGAGAAAGUCAUCAUGUAAGCCAAUCAGCAGGAAGAGUAGCCUUGCCAAGGAGAAGAAGCUGGUGAAAGCCAAGAUAAAGAACAGGGCUAAAGGGGUGAAAUCAGGGCUAGAGACACUAGCAGAGGGACAGGUCCUUAUGGUGAAUGGAUGCAAUAAUGCAAAUGAUAUUGAGAUGGAUCUCAUUAAUGUCACUGUAGAGAACAAUGUGAACACCAGCACUGAUGUGGCCAAGGUUGGUGAUAAGAAUGACAUCAAAGUGAAAAAGAAACCUCCAAAGCCUCCCAUACCAAAGGCUCCACUGAACACAGGCAGCAAGGAGGAGGAACAGGACGAUUCUGGCGAAGCCUCGACAUACAGAGAUGAUGGUUACAUAGAACUUGUCCUGAAGUUACUAGCCAGAAUGUGUGAUGGGCAACACAAAGGUCUCCAGGACUACCUACGGGAACAACCAGACAACAUGAAGUCAUUUGACAUAGUUGCUGAAUGUGCACAGUUCCUGAAUCUUGUAUAUUCUAAUAUCAACCAGCAUACAAUAGACCUAGCAGUACAGAUAUUUAACACACUGAAUGAAUUCACUGCUGGUAACCAAGCCAACCGCACUGUGAUACUAAACAACAAAGUGAUAGAUUACAUCAACUUUGUACUAAGAGCUGGCCAGUUCAAGGAUUGUCCUAUGGAGAAGGUGAUUGAACUAAGGCAGAUCAUUGCAAACCUCCUCAUAUCCCUCUUAGAGGAGAACUCUCCCGAGGCACUCAUAGUUGCUAAGGAAGUGAAGGACACGCUUGAUAAGGAAGCUGUGUACCGUACCAUGACAUACUGCUACCAGAUGCAUCAAGUUGAUGACAAAAAGAAAGCUAAAACUCAAACGCUGGAUCUGAAAUUGCAAGAGGAAAAAAGGGAACUGUCCAAGGAGAUGAAGGAAAGACUGUAUGAGAAUGGCUUCAGUUUCUUCCUAGUCCUUGCCAGACUCUAUGACAUCGAUCCAAACAUGGCAGGAGAUGAGGUUGUCACAUAUAUCAAUAUUCUCCCAGAACAGAAGCAAGCCUACGAGUUCUACAAGAAAAGUUCCAUGUCAAUUGAGAUUAUCAAAGAUGACAAUUUACAGCGGGUCAACUUCAGAGUUAAAGCCAAGAAUGUUCUGAGGGAGGAAGUGAAAGAGAAGUUGAAGUGGAAUGUUGACAGAACAUCACCUAGCAACAAGAUUAGAGAUAUGAUGCGCUGGUCAAAGGACAUCCUGAAGGACAUCUAUUAUCAGAGACGUAUCAUCUCUAACCCCUUGGCAACCUUCUUCACAAAGAAUUGGCUGCUAUGGAACUAUGGUGCCAUCCUGAUGAGUCUAGCUAUCAAUGCACUAAUGCUAGUCACAUGGAAUGCUAGGGCCUCUUUGGAGACUAUCACCAUCCCAGAGAACGAAUCUCAUCCCCUACCCCCAGAGCUGUAUGACCCUCUACCAGUUGUGGCCCUAAAGGAAUAUAAUAUAGUGAUCUAUGCAAUGGGAGGGGUGCACAAUCUCCUCUCCCUCCUAGUACUCAUCAGCUACUUCCUGUCUGACCAUCCUCAGCUCCCCAGCUGUGAUUCCAUUCGGAAGGCUUUUAAGAACUGUUGUAGAAGAAAGGUGGCAGAUGUAGAUGAGGAAGAGAAAACACAUGUCUCCAAACUUGACGUCCACUUCUUUAGCUUUAAAACCUUAUACUACUUAAUGUUCCUCGGCCUAAGUGUAGCUGGGACUGUAUUCCAAGGGUACUUCUUUGCCUUCCAUCUACUUAACAUUGUCACAACCAAUCAGCUCCUGAAGGGUGUCAUACAGGCAGUAACUCAGAACGGGAAGUCGUUGAUCUGGGUUGCUAUCUUGGGUUUCAUAGUCUUCUACCUGUACGCUCUCGUCAGUUUUGCUCUUUUGAGGUCAUCAUUUGAUCCUAAAAAUGAGCUGUACUGUCAGACGUUGUGGCAGUGUACAGUGACUGUCAUACGUUAUGGCUUGAUAGGGGAUAUAUUUGAGAACCUGAUCAGCCACCAGUCAGAAAACACUUUCCUAAAGUUUGGCUUCCUUGUGAUCUUCCAUCUCUCAUUCUUCAUCUUCAUCACCACCAUUGGUCUCAACAUCAUCUUUGGUAUCAUCGUAGACACCUUCUCUGAACUCAGAGAUCUCAAGUGGAAAGCUGAGUCUGACAUGAGAGACACUUGCUUCAUUUGCAGCAGGAACAGCUAUGACUUUGAGCACCAUGGGAAGGGCUUUGAGCAUCAUGUGAGGCAUGAGCACAAUCUAUGGGCUUAUAUAUUCUUCUUCAUUCACCUGAACGACACAAAGGGCAGUGACUACACUGCCUUGGAGUUACAUGUUAGCAAGAUGUUGCGACAAGAGAGGUAUGACUUCUUUCCAUUGAACAGAGCGCUAACACUCAGCAAUAUGGACGAGGACUCCACUGAGUCAAAACUGGACGAUGUUUACAAAUGCGUAGUGGCAAUCAUGGAUAAACAGAGAGAAGAUGAGUCAAAGAAACAACGGGAAGAAGAGCGGGUGAAGCAACUUCAGUGGAGAGAACAACACAGGAAUGCCUUACAACUACAGAUGCAGGACUCUAUAGAUACAACUGACUCUAAUUUUACAUACACUGCCCUCUCCAGUCAGGGUAUACGUAAUCACCGCAAUAACAAAAAACCUCUCAAAAAUAGAAAUAUAUCUCUAGAAAAGCAGGAUUCAUUAGACUCACAUGGGCCACUUAAUGUGCCCAUGAUCUCAAAAGAGAAACCCCCACAUAGCCCUAUAAUGGAGGUAGACUUUGGGAAAGAGAUGGCUGCAAGCUGUGCUUCUCCAUCAUAUACAUCAGACCCUGUGUCUAACAUGACUGCCCCUCAUCCUCAUAUCGCAGCCUCAGAGACCCAGCAGGAAUUUUUCAGAAGUCUUGAAGAGGAGGAGGGCUUGCAACACAAGGACUCUUGUACACCUCCCUCUGAUGGCCAACAUUCUGAUUUACAGAGGGAGAGUCCCAUUACAGUGGAUCUUAUAAACUUUGGAGACGAGGAUAAGCAACCAGAUAUUCAUCAUGCGGAUACACUAUUAAGACGAGGCUCUAGAGAUAGUAUACUCUCUGACACCAAGUCCCAGGGCACUCUAUGUGGUGACACACCAGAAACGAAACACAGGGAAUAUACACCAGACUCCAAACCAGGACAAUAUACACCAGACUUAAAGGACAGAGAGUAUACCCAAAUGCGCAGCCCAAGUCCAAGUAUUAGUUCCCUUGAUCAUGACCCACCUCGUCCUGUGAGACGUCGUGGAACUGUGGAUCAGCCUCGUAGUAUCUCUCAUACCCCAGUGUCACAACGUAAAUCGUCAAGUAGAGGCAGUCCAGAGUCAGUGUCUUCUAAGCCUCAUUUCUCUCGCCAGAGCUCCAUGGCUGAUCACUAUUCCGACACACCCAAAAUGCAAUCAAAGGAGCCUAGUUUGGAUCCAUCUAUCCCGGAAUCAGAGACCCCUAGGGAUUCCCGUCAGAGUUCACUAGAUUCCAGGUAUCCCCCACCCCCACCAUUUGAUCCAUAUGACAUCCCCCCAGAUCUUCCUCCUCCCCCCUCCCCACACAGACCUAUUCCCCAGCAUCCAUUCUCUGACACCCCACCUCCCCCAUCACCCCCCAGGGGUCCCUCUAGUACCUCUUACCCCCAGGCUCCCAUAAGGCCACAGUGUAGUGACGCAGCCAUGCAGACAGAAAACAGAGAGGAUGUCAGUUGUCAGACUGAUGAUGAUUUGGAUACGGAGACUCAUUUCCCAGUCACCAUGUCACCUUCACGGCGUGUUGCCACACUCAAAGCUGAAGAAAGACCUGGGAGUGCAAGUUCUGUUUAAAUAUAUCUGGAUGCAAAUUCGUCAACACUUACACCUGUUGAAGUUCUACAUCACGUUCAUCACCCAACCCCCUCCCAUCUGUUUCCUAAAAGUAUGAAUUUGUUGGUGUUGAUGUGCAAGAUGCAAGAUUAACGAUUGUAUAAAAAUGGCCAUUUAUGUUUGACCCCACCUCUUGUAUUAUGUCUUCUAAUGUGGUGUGAUUAAAAAAUAUUUAUUAAGAAAAAGAAAUAAGGAUCUUGGAUUGGCGUGGCAAAAUGGUCAGUUUUCUCUUUGUGUGAUUUAAGGUGCAGCACCUGAAUCAUAGUUUCACUAGUAAAUGGUGUAUAAAUUAAUGAGACUGGUAAGGCCACUAGCAGUAGAAAUUGUAGUUAUUUGGAAUGGAAAUGAAUGACAACCUUGAUUAUUUUGCAGUGAAAAAUCAAUGGAUUCAGACAUUUUUGGACAACAUGAAGACAACAACACAACAGAAACAAAUUUUUGAUUUUCUGGGAUGAGUCCUCCUCACCCUCAGCAUUGCUCUUCCUUGCAGCUGACAAACUGUUCAAACAUAACCAGGGAAUGGAUCAAAGUAUCAAUGUUUUAAGUAACUA